Molecule: messenger RNA, 3522 nt
Organism: Nymphaea colorata (pocket water lily)
Lineage: Eukaryota; Viridiplantae; Streptophyta; Magnoliopsida; Nymphaeales; Nymphaeaceae
Product: L10-interacting MYB domain-containing protein-like
Exons: 6
Coding region: 1886-3370 (494 amino acids)
Source: RefSeq, a predicted model, not a curated record
AUCGGGGAAUAUAUAUAUAUUCUUUUUCGUCAGGAGACGAUGAGAAAAAGUUUCCUCUUUUCCGUCCUUUUCCGCGUAUUUCCUCGUCCUCAAACGCGAGACCUAUCCUCCACGCUGUUUCUUUCUCUGAUAGUUGACCUGCAGUUACGGAGGGAAGCGGGAAACCUUCUGGUACACUCUCUGUGAAGCCCUAGCUCGACUCUUGAGACUCUCUAGUUUGGAGGUUUUCGCUUUUCUUUUUUUCUGCUCAAUUGGUUUUGUGAAGUCUUUGGGCGAAGUAAUUGUACAAGGUUUGGAAGACACCUAUUUUUUUGGGAAUCAUCUCGUGCCUUUUCAAGUUAAACCCGGGGCUCAAUUAGGGUUUCGGACUAUUUUCUUCUUCGUUCUUUCUUCCCCCAAAAUGUUCUCCAUUUCUGGUUUCUCCUAGUUCAUUCUUUUCCUUUCUUGGAACGUUGAACCUUAGUCUUCGAAUCAUGUUCUUAAAAGUAAAUUUGACCUCCCUGUUCAACCUAGUUGAGUUAGCUAGUGCUUCACAUGAUUCCAUGACUUUCAUCCGAAAGAACUGUUUGGUUCAGGCUUGUAGUGUGAAGACGCGUUAGUUUCCAGUGUCAACUAUUUACUUCAUCGGAUAAAACAACACCUUUGUCGCCGGAGUUCUCUCUAUCCUGGAUAAAGUCUAGUCAUUUGUCGGAAUAUGAAAGUAGAAAGGAGCCAGAAGGUCUUGACAAGGUCAUGAAAAUAUAACAGAAAUUCAAGGACUUGUAAACUGGGAAGGUGAUUGGUGGCCGCCAUGAGCACAAACUCGUUUACAUACUGUCGGAACCAGUGGAGAUUGUGGCAUCUAUUGCUCUGUCUAAGCGUACCUCGUAUCAGUGGCAUCUCCGACUAGAUCAUCCAACAGUGUCCAAGCUUCGUAGGGUUCUCCGUAAUGUUUUUGUGUCUGAGUCAUUUCAAUGUGAAGCCUGUCAAUUAGGCAAACACACUAGAAGUAGUUAACCUUCCAGUAUUAGCCUGUCUAGUCAUACAGUUUUCGAUCUUCUUCAUGUUGAUGUUUGUGGGCCUAGCCAGGUUGUAAGCCAGACCAAGUUUAGGUAUUACCUUGUUAUUAUUGAUGAUUUUUCUCGUCUAAGUUGAGUAUUCUUGUUAAAAGAUAGCUCUGAAGUUAUCUGUAUUCUUCAAAAUUUCAUUAUUGAAAUAAAGAUUCAGUUUGGUUCCAUUGUCAAAAACAUUCACACUUAUAAUGCUUGUGAAUUCAAAUCCAAUACAUUGCUGCACUUUUACUUCAAAUAUGGAAUUUGCUCUCAAUUCACUUGUCCCCAUACUUCUCGAUAAAAUGGUAUUGCUGAACGUAAACAUCGUCAGUUACUUGAUAUGGCUCGUACUCUCAUGAUACAUAGCUAUGUUCCAGCCCAAUUUUGGGGUGAUGCCAUUCUCACUGCAUGUUACCUGAUUGACCAUCUUCCAUCAUCGUCUAUUGGAAAUCAAAUACCUAUUCAACCCAAAGUCUUUGGGUUACUUGUUUUGUUCACAUCUUUGGCCCCAAUAGAUACAAACUUGGUGCUCAAUCAAUUAAAUGCAUUUUCAUUGGCUACCUAAAACACCAAAAGGGUUAUAUUUGUUUUGACUCUCAUACCCAUAAACAGUACAUCAGUGCGAAUGUUACAUUCUUUGAGUUUCAUCUUUAUUUCUAGUCUACUCCAUCACUAUCAAACAGGUCAUCGUCUAUUCCUUUACCUAUACCACCUGUUCCCCUGCAGUAUAUUCCUUGUGAUUCAUCGCCCAAUGUCAGCAGAUUCUAUGAUCCUCCACUGGUAUACACCUGCCGACAUGCUUCUGCUCAUGACUGCCCACCGGUUGCUUCUCAUGAUAUCUGCAGCAGAAAGGAAUGGAGGGCCCAGCUGUGGGUCGUAACAGAAAGAACAUAAGUUGGACACCACUUAUGGAUGACUAUUUCAUUAACCUCAUGGUAAAAGAGGUUCACAGAGGCACAAAGGUAGAAAAUUCGUUUGCCAAGCAUGGUUGGAGCCACAUGGAGAGAUUGUUUCAGCAAAAAUUUGGAGCUCUUUACAACAAGGACUGUAUGAAAAAUCGUGUAAAGACUUUAAAGAAGCAAUACAAUGCUAUAAAAUCUCUAUGUGAACAAAGUGGAAUUGUUUGGAAUCAUGAGUCUCAAAUGUUAGUAGUCAAUGAUGAGGCUACAUGGGAAGCUUAUAGCAAGGAUCAUCCUGAAGUGCAAAAGUAUAGAGAUAGGUGCAUACCACAUUAUGAAGAUCUAUAUCUUAUAUUCUCAUAUAUCCCUGCUGAUGAAGAAGACAAUAUUGUCGGAGCUUCUGCAAAAGGGGUUAGUACAGAGGUGGAAACCAUGGAUAUGCGUGCUUCACCUAUAUCUUAUGCUCAUGAUUAUAUACUUGAUGAUGUGCGAGGUUCACCCUCGUCAAAAUCAGGUAGUGAAGGGACAGAAAGCCCAGCCACCAAUCGUGAUAGGAAGAAAUUGAAUUGGACUCCGCUCAUGGAUCGUUAUUUCAUAAGUCUUAUGGUAGAAGAAGUUCACAGAGGUACCAGGAAUGAUGACUCAUUCAGUACGCAUGGUUGGAACCGUAUAGAGAGGGAAUUUCAGAAGAGAUUUGGCAUUCAAUUCCAUAGGGACUCAAUGAGAGUUCGGCUAGAGAGUUUAAGAAAGCAGUUUAAUUGCAUGAAGACCUUAAGUGAGGAAAGAGGAUUUGUUUGGAAUCAUGAGAUACAAAUGAUCACAGCUUCUGAUGAGAGCUUGUGGGAUGACUACACGAAGGUACACCCUGAAGCACGUGAAUACAAAGGUACAAAACUACCAUAUUAUGAAGAUCUGUGUUCUAUAUUUUCUCCUCUGAUUGUCAAUGGAAGAUACAACACAACAGGGGCUGAUCUUCACAGAAAAGAAAUUGUCCUUGCUAUGGAAGCUGUUAGAGCUGCUGGACAUCCAUUAUCUUCCCUUAUAUCUAGUGGUCGUGGACAUCAAGCCAAUGGUGUACAAGACUCAUCAGAAUUGGCUGUGGAUAAAGAUAUAUCAAACAAGCGAAGGAAGCAUUUAUGUGUGACCCCACCAAGUUUAGAUUGUUCAAGGAAAUCUUAUGCAGUUACUUGUGAUGUGGUGAAAGCUCUUCAGCAGAUGGCAGCUGCUGUUAAUGGCUUAGCAAGUGCAUUUAAAGAGGUCAAGAACUGUCAACUUGUAGAGAAGUAUAUUUCUGCUCUCAGUGAGAUACCUGGCAUGGAUCCAGAUCUCUUUUUAGCUGCUUGUGAUCUUCUGGAGGAUGAAAGAAAAGCUAGGACAUUUUUAGCACUUAACAUGGACCUACGGAAGAGAUGGUUGAUUAAAAAGCUUCGUCCUUUCUAACAAUAACAUUGUUGGUAUGUCUGUUUUUUUUUUUUCCAUUUUUGCUUUCAUCUGAUGUGUAAUUAUGUGAUAGAAGUUUCUUCUGAUAACCUUAAAUCCUUUUUAAACAUGACACUAUUAGUAAUUGAUUGUCUAAUACACCUUUUUUUUUA